This is a messenger RNA of Acanthisitta chloris (rifleman), 1239 nucleotides long. Its product is annotated as arylacetamide deacetylase-like 4. Bases 1 to 1239 code for a protein of 412 amino acids. The transcript is spliced from 4 exons. Gene Ontology annotation, cellular component: membrane. Gene Ontology annotation, molecular function: carboxylic ester hydrolase activity. Lineage: Eukaryota; Metazoa; Chordata; Aves; Passeriformes; Acanthisittidae. The record is from RefSeq and is a predicted model, not a curated record.
AUGGCAUCUGUUUAUAGAGCUCUAGCAAUUAUAGGAAUGGUUUUUAUUUCUCCUGUUGUACUACCAGCAGUGGUUUUCAUAGGGGUAUUAUAUGAUUUUUUCAGUUCAGAACUGCCACCUGGAAUUGGGGAACCUCUAAAGCUUCGUUUUUACCAUUCCUUGAUGACUGCAGCCAUGGUCUUGGGAAAGAUUUUGGAGAAGUUGGGGAUCUGCAGUGAUUUAACCGUACUGCGAGUACUGUUUAAUGGAAUUCCCCCAUGGAGAGAUUCCAAACUGCUUAUCAAAGAUCUCAGAGUAGAUGAGGUACCACUGAGGAUUUAUCAGCCCAAAAACCCACCCAGUGGGAAGAGAAGAGGAAUUCUGUACUUUCAUGGAGGCGCUGGCACAUUCGGGAGCAUUAGAUCCUUUGAAAGACUAUGCCGCUAUAUGGCCAAAAAAUGCAACUCGGUGGUUGUGUCUGUUGGGUACCGUCUGUCCCCUGAACACCCAUACCCAGGGCAGUACUCUGACUGUCUCAAUGCCACCCUAUACUUCAUGAAGAAUUUAGAAGAGUAUCACGUGGAUCCUGCUCUCAUCAUCAUUAGUGGGGACAGCUGUGGAGCUAAUUUUGCUACAGUUAUUUGCCACAUGCUGCUGAAUGCACGGGAUCUGCCUAAAGUACGUGCUCAGGUCUUGCUCUACCCAGGACUGCAGGGCUUGGAUUUUCAGUUGCCUUCCUACCAGCAGAAUGCUUCAGUCCCCAUCCUGUUCCGGAAGCUGGUGAUCUACUUCUGCUUUCGUUACCUUAACAAAAAACCCUCAUUUUUUGAAGAUAUCAUACAGAACUGUCAUGUUCCUGAGAGCAUGAGACUCAAGUAUAAAAAGUGGAUAAGUGCUGACAUUAUUCCCGAGGAGUUUAAGGUUAGAGGCUAUGUACCACCGAAACCCACAUCAUUUAAACCUGAAGUCUAUGAAGUAGCCAAAGAAGUUUUAGGACUAACGUUUUCCCCACUUUUAGCUGAAGACUCCAUUAUUUGCCAACUGCCUGAGACCUACAUGGUGACCUGUGAGUUUGAUGUGCUGAGGGAUGAUGGACUGUUGUACAAGAAGAGACUGGAGGACAAUGGUGUGCAAGUGACCUGGUAUCAUUCUGAGAGUGGCUUCCAUGGAAUUUUAGCCUUUUUUGGCUAUGGCAUUUUUGACUUUUUGUCUGGAAAAAAGAUAAUGGAUAGUACUGUGAAUUAUAUAAACAGUUUAUAG